AUGUACAGCAUCAUGAUGGAAACGGACUUACAUUCCCCCGUGGUGCCCCAGACCAACCCAUCCAACCCGGGGGGACACGCCGGAGGAGGAGGCGGGGGGGCCGGGGGCAAAGUCCCCCAGGAGAGAAUCAAGAGACCCAUGAACGCCUUCAUGGUCUGGUCCCGGGGCCAGCGGAGGAAAAUGGCACAGGAGAAUCCCAAGAUGCACAACUCGGAGAUCAGCAAGCGGCUGGGCGCCGAGUGGAAGGUGAUGACCGAGGCGGAGAAGAGGCCGUUCAUCGACGAGGCGAAGCGGCUCCGGGCCAUGCACAUGAAGGAACACCCGGACUACAAGUACCGGCCGCGGAGGAAGACCAAGACGCUGCUGAAGAAGGACAAGUACUCGCUGGCCGGCGGGCUCCUCGGCGCCUCCGCAGGCGUAGGGAUGGGUGGCGGGCAGCGGCUGGAGAGCCCCGGAGGGGGCCACGCAGGGGCGACCGCGGGCUACGCCUCGCACGUGAACGGCUGGGCAAACGGCACAUACUCGGGCCAGGUGGCGGCCGCGGCGGCGGCGGCUCACGCCAUGAUGCAGGAGGCGCAGCUGGCGUACACGCAACACCCGGGUACCGGGGCUCACCCGCACCACCCGCACCCGCACCAUCACCCGCACCACCACCCGCACAACCCGCAGCCCGUGCACAGGUACGACAUGAGCGCCCUCUCUUACAGCCCCAUCUCAAACUCUCAGAGCUACAUGAGCGCCUCUCCGCCGGGCUACGGCGGCAUCACCGGCUACACUCACCAGCACCAGAGCUCCGGCGUCUCCCCGGUGUCCGGAGCGAUCGGAGGCACCUUGGGGUCCCUUGUGAAAUCGGAGCCUAGCGUGAGCCCCCCGGUCUCCGCGGCGCGCGCACCGCCGCCGUGCCCUACGGGGGACCUGCGGGACAUGAUCAGCAUGUAUCUGCCGACCGGCGAGGCGGCGGGGGACUCCUCCGUUCAGAGCAGACUGCACGUGCUCCACCCGCAGCACUACCAGAGCAGCGGCUCCACUCCGGUAAACGGGACGGUUCCUCUGACUCAUAUUUAA
Molecule: messenger RNA, 1065 nt
Organism: Xiphias gladius (swordfish)
Lineage: Eukaryota; Metazoa; Chordata; Actinopteri; Istiophoriformes; Xiphiidae
Gene: sox1b
Product: SRY-box transcription factor 1b
Exons: 1
Coding region: 1-1065 (354 amino acids)
Biological process (GO): regulation of DNA-templated transcription; anatomical structure morphogenesis; cell differentiation
Molecular function (GO): DNA-binding transcription factor activity, RNA polymerase II-specific; RNA polymerase II cis-regulatory region sequence-specific DNA binding
Source: RefSeq, a predicted model, not a curated record